CAACGCUUUGCUAUAAAUUUGGAAGGCGUGUAGAUGAGAGAGUGUAAAACUCCCUUGUAGAGUUUAGAGAGAGAGAGAAAGAGAGAUGGCAACAGAUCAAGCGUCAAAGGAAGCCAUGUCAAAGGAAGCCAUGGCAACGGUCGCUGAGAAGGCACCCAUUACUGCAGAAAGGAAGGUCCGAGCUGAUUUGGAGCCUAAGCUCCCCAAGCCCUACUUGCCUCGAGCUCUGGCUGCGCCAGAUACAGAAAAUGUAAAUGGCACGUGGGGCCACAACCACCACAACAUGUCUGUGCUUCAGCAGCAUGUUGCUUUCUUUGACCAAAACAACGAUGGUAUCAUCUACCCUUGGGAAACGUAUAAAGGAUUUCGUGCGAUUGGUUUCAAUAUGAUUGUUUCCUUCGUGUUGAUGAUUUUGGUGCAUGUAUCAAUGAGCUAUGCUACUUCACCUACAUGGAUACCAUCAGCUUACUUCCCAAUAUACAUACACAACAUACAUAGGGCAAAGCACGGAAGUGAUUCAGGGACUUACGAUACAGAGGGAAGGUUCAUCCCUGCACAUCUUGAGAACAUGUUCAGUAAAUAUGCUCGUACACUUCCUGACAAACUUACACUACGGGAGCUCUGGCACAUGACUGAGGCUAACCGUAACACAUUUGAUUUCUUUGGCUGGAUUGCAAGUAAACUAGAAUGGGGAGUUCUUUAUGUUCUUGCAAAAGAUGAAGAAGGUUUCUUAGCUAAAGAAGCUGUGAGGCGUUGCUUUGAUGGAAGCUUGUUUGAAUAUUGUGCCAAGGUUCAAAAGAGCCCUCCUAUUGGCAAGGUGGCAUGAUGCUCCAAUUAUAAGACGACAUGCAAUGCAAGCAUCUUUGUGUUGGUUAUUGGAACAUUGGAACAUAUACAUUUCUUUGAAGAUUGAGGAAUAGAUAUGCUUGUAUUCCUUUCUUUUGUUAGGUCAGAAGUGCUUUGCCUAAUUAAGGGGUG
This is a messenger RNA of Corylus avellana, 978 nucleotides long. NCBI's taxonomy places the organism in Eukaryota, Viridiplantae, Streptophyta, Magnoliopsida, Fagales, Betulaceae. The record is from RefSeq and is a predicted model, not a curated record.